AGUUUCAUGUAUUUGCAAAUUUAGAACUAUAAUUAAAUUACAAUUCAUUCUUUUUUAUAUAUGCCAGAAGUUACUUCGUCACUUUAAAUUCGCAUAUUAUGAAAAAAUUAUUUUAGAAUAUAUGAAUUAAAAUGUGGUAUAUUGAAAAUAAAGAUUCAAAAGUUCCAGGGGUAAUUGGACUGCCCAAUCUUGGAAAUACAUGUUAUAUGAAUGCAGCGCUCCAAGCAUUAGCAAAUUGCCAGGCUUUGGCCAAUUAUUUUCUAAAUUUUAUUAAUCAGGUUAAAACAUGCAAAAAAAACGAUCUUUCUUUAAGUUAUUAUAAUUUGAUUUGUGAGAUAUGGGACAAUGAUAGGAAUCCAACUUAUUUGACACCACAAAAUAUAUUGAAAAUUAUGAGGAUGCAUUAUCCUCAGUUUAGAGGGUAUAAUCAAUGUGAUGCUCAGGAAUUUUUACGCUGCUUUAUGGAUUUAUUACACAAUGAACUAAAAGAGAAAGUGCCUGCCAUUAAGCCUAAUAAUUUUUAUGAUAUUCCUACCAUGCCAAAUCAACACUAUAAAAAAUUCUUUAAUAUACCAAAUCAUGUUUUAAAUAAAAAAUUACAAUCUCAAAAUUAUUUUUUAAAAUCAAUUAUUGAUGAUACAAGUAGCCAAUCUUCAUCUUUUGAUUAUGAGACAUGUGAUUCUGGACAUGUUAGUGAUGGCACAGAAGAUUCUACAUUGCGAAAACUAAGCAAAACGUCAGAUAUUCAUAAAAUGUCAGAUUCCUUAAAUUAUUUAGAAUUGGAUAACAUUCUAUUUAAUGGUGAUUUAGAUAAGACAACUAUUAAUUCAUUGUCUAUAGAUGAUGUGGAUAUCUUAAUGCCAGAAUCCACUUCAAAUUGUACUUCUGUGACAAAUUAUCCCAAUAUAAUAUGUAAAGAGUUAAUGACCAAUAAAUCUGAACAAAACAGUUUGGAUUUUACAAAAAUAUCAAAUCAAAAAGGAAAAAUUAAAAAUAAAUUUAAGAAUUAUUCAAAUUAUAAUUUUAUUACAAAUGCUAAGACUAAAAACAAAACCAAUAAACAUUCAAGGAUGUUAAACACGUUGAAUACUCAAAGGAAAUAUAACAGGAAAAGAAUGAUUAAUAAGAAUAAUAAACUUAGUAUUAUACAAGGAAGAACAGAUGAAGAUAUUAAUCCUCAUAUAAAAAUUGAAACCUAUAAUUCUGGGAAAUUGCUUCAUAGAUCAAAUUUGAUUUCUCAAAAUUUAAAUUUUGAUGAAAAUGCUCAAAAUAAUUUUAACAAACAAUUAAAUAACAUGGAUCUUAUGUCUUCCAACUCACAGACCUCAACAAAUUCCACUGAUUUAUUAAAUCCCUCUCCCUCAAUGACCUUUACAUCUGGAAAAGUAACAAAAGAAACUCAGUCACUAUCUAGCUCACCAUUUAUAAAGCCUAAAAUCGAUAGAGCAAACCUCUCAAAUCAGCAUGUUCAUAUUUCUCCAGGGAAUUCAUCUAAAAUCACAUAUUCAAACAACUUCAGAAAAAAUUUUAUCAAUAAAAGCAUUAUUUCUGACAUAUUUGACGGCAAAAUAAUGAGUACUGUGGAGUGUCUAACCUGUCAUACGAUCUCCAAGACUGUUGAAAUAUUCCAAGAUUUAUCUUUACCCAUUCCCUCCCUAAAUCAAGUCACAAAUUUGCCAAUCAACUAUAAAAAUCGAUUUGAUUCACCCCAGACAAUAACACAAAGAUAUGUCAGUACAUAUUCUAUUGAUAACACCACUAUUGAUAAAGAUAUGCCCCCAGAAAUGGGAAACAAUCAAAGGAGUCUUUCCUUAAUCUCCAACAAUGAGGAUAAUAUAUCAUUAGCCGGUAAUAAAUUGCUAGGUGCUAUUCGAUGCCAGGAUAUAAGCAAUAAAUUAACUUCCAUUCCUCCGACUUCCCUAACUAAUAUUGCCACGUGGAUUUACGGUUGGGUUAUGAGAUUUUUACCCAUAGGCGUUCCAAUCACAUUGCAAAAUUGCUUGUCCACUUUUUUUGCCUGUGACGAAUUGAACGGAGAUAACAUGUACAGUUGUGACAAUUGCAAAAAACUAAGAAAUGGUAUAAAGGAUUCAAAGAUUAUAAAGUUGCCAGAAGUGCUCUGCAUUCACCUCAAACGAUUCAGACACGAUUUUUCUUAUUCAUCCAAAGUUUCAACCAAAAUCGAUUUCCCUUUGCAAGAUUUGGACAUGGGACCUUACCUUGAUAAAUCAUGCCGAGACGAGAUUCAAACUUACGACCUCGUAGCCGUGAUAUCGCAUCGAGGCACGUCGCUAGCGGGCGGGCACUAUACAACAUGUGCUUUGAACCACUAUGACGGCCAUUGGUACGAGUUUGAUGACGACUCUGUUACCAAAAUCAAGGAAUUUCAAGUCGAGAAGGUCGAGCCUUACGUUCUAUUUUAUGGCAAAAAUCAAGACGCUAUAUCGCUGAAAAGGAUGGAUGCCUCACGUUUACAACAAGAAUACGAUCCUGAACUCAAAAAUCAUCUCCCUUUUUACAUAUCCAAACAAUGGUUAAAUAGAUUCAAUUUUACUGCAGAGCCAGGCCCUAUAGACCAGAGUGACUUUGUGUGUUUACAUAGAUCCGUGAAACCUAAUAGAUUUGAUAUGGUUGAAGAUAUGUGUCAGGAUAUUGGUAUAGAUACCUGGAUGUACCUCUAUAAAAACUUUGGAGGGGAGAUGCCUCUAAACGCCUUGCAAGAUUGUGGCAUCUGUGAGGAAGAAGAAAGGUUGAUAUCGGAAAAAAGAAAAGAAGAACUUAACUUUUAUAAUGAGUAUAUGAGACUACAGUAUACAGAUGCCUAUCGCGAUAACAAUUCAUUUCUGAUAAAUCUAACAUGGUUCAAGGAAUGGGAAAAUUUUAUUAAAGGACAGGAAUCUGAUCCACCAGGUCCAAUCGAUAAUAGAACUAUCUUAAAAUUCAAGAAUGAUAAGCUAUCAUCAAACAAAAAUAUGCCCUUAUGCAAUGUGGGUGAAAAUCUGUGGAAAUUUUUGAUAAAGCAAUAUGAUGGUGGACCUGAAAUUUCCUCUCGCCCUAAUUAUUUGUAGAUUGUAGGAUAUAUUCUUUAUCAAAGAGAAAAACAAACGAUUACUUUUAAUAACCGCAAAACGAUGAUUUAAAAACAAUAUGCAUUAUUUAUAUUAAAUGAUUUUGUAGACAAUAUUUUUAUAUCAUUUUUAAUAUUAUUUAUAUUUAACUUAAAGGAAGUGUCUAUUUAUAGGGAACAAAUAUUGUAGACUUAAUAUAAUGUUUUGAUUUAAAGAUAGGUUAGUCCAUUUUGUAAAAAGGAUUAAAACUUAAGUUAUUUGGUGUCCUAUUCGAAUUAGAGUCAGGUAUUCCAAAUAACUGCAAGAAUCAAACGUCCAAAUUAA
This is a messenger RNA of Gordionus sp. m RMFG-2023, 3392 nucleotides long. Its product is annotated as ubiquitin carboxyl-terminal hydrolase 33-like. Gene Ontology annotation, cellular component: cytoplasm. Gene Ontology annotation, biological process: protein deubiquitination. The transcript has 20 exons. The record is from RefSeq and is a predicted model, not a curated record. Bases 132 to 3068 code for a protein of 978 amino acids. Gene Ontology annotation, molecular function: cysteine-type deubiquitinase activity. NCBI's taxonomy places the organism in Eukaryota, Metazoa, Nematomorpha, Gordioida, Chordodea, Parachordodidae.